Solea solea (common sole) is the source of this 6533-nucleotide messenger RNA. RefSeq names its product NALCN channel auxiliary factor 1 (gene nalf1b). Gene Ontology annotation, biological process: calcium ion import across plasma membrane. The record is from RefSeq and is a predicted model, not a curated record. Gene Ontology annotation, molecular function: stretch-activated, monoatomic cation-selective, calcium channel activity. Gene Ontology annotation, cellular component: plasma membrane. The transcript has 4 exons. NCBI's taxonomy places the organism in Eukaryota, Metazoa, Chordata, Actinopteri, Pleuronectiformes, Soleidae. The coding region runs from base 755 to 1957 and encodes 400 amino acids.
CGAUACGUGCUUCAAUGCCGGAACUACAAUUCCAUAGAACCACUGCUUCAAAGACGUCCGAAGCAGCAACUGCUUUAUUGCCUGAAUUAUCCAGCUGACUGUUUCACGGUCCAACCAGGCAAUAAGCUGCUCCGCCAAUGCGCAACGAUGGAGCUAUCGCAACGAUGGAGAUGACGCAAACAGACUCAGCUCUCCAAAAAAGUGUUUCAAGACGAACAUGGCGGCAACUUAACCGCGGUUCAAGAUGACAACGGGCAACGGGAGAACGGAUUCCAGGCUUUCCGCCCAGGUACAGGACAGAGACAGAGACAGCAGCCUGCGUGCAUCGACGGGGCUCGUCGCUCUCCGUUAAGUGAAUCUGCACACCGAGCGGCAGGCAGACGCGCAGCAUCAGAAGCCUACAGAGAGGCUCGCAACAGCUGGUCUCCCUGCACCCCCCGACGAGAGCGCAAACCCGGGGAGGGACGGUUGGGAGAGGUGGACAUGCGGUCAAAGAGGACGCCGUUUCCCCGCGGAGAGCCAUGGAGAAGCGGGAUGCGGUAGCGCGAAGCGUAAUCUGUGCGGGCGCGCUAAUUGGAUCGGAAUAGCACCAAUUGCUGCGGGCGCGUUUGAGGAGCGCCCUGGACCGGCGGAGGCACGGCACCCCACCGUUACAGAGGAGAACCCACCGGACUCCAUCUCCCCCUAAAUCAAUGAGUAUUGUGGCAAAGCAGCCCCCGCGGUGGAGUCGGCCAGGGCAGCACUUUUCUAAAAUAUGACCAGGGGUGCUUGGAUGCGUCGGCAGCAUGAUGAAGGCUCAAAAUACUGGUUUGCACCCCGAGAUAACGAGAAGCCGUUUACCGAGUCGGAGCGGGCCCAGAGAUGGCGACUGUCGCUGGCCUCUUUGCUCUUCAUCACCGUCCUGCUCUCGGAUCACUUGUGGUUCUGCGCCGAGGCGAAACUGACGCGAACCCGAGACAAGCGGUCGUACGAGGGGCUUGCAAUUACGGACACGGGCGAGUAUCCAAACUCUCAACACCAUCAUAUCCCAACAUCACCUGACCUCCACCUCCUCACCAGAGAGCAAGAUGUUAUUUUUCUAGGGAAUUCUACCAAAUCUCUGCGGCGAAUGGACGCCUGUCACCCUGACAGCCUGUCCAAAGACUGCUUUACUUUCACGGACGCGGAUACCGUGUGCCUGGGCCUCUCCGGUGGAGGGGGAAAGGGGGCACAGUUGGCGUACGUGAAUCUGAGCGAUUUGUACCUUUCUUUUUGUAAUUCCUACUCACUUUUGGAUUUGUUUUACGGGUUUACCAGUCCGGUUGAUAUGAAUUGCACCCUGGAUAUGGCCAUGGGAGAGGAUCUGCUGGGAUGCAGCAAGUGUGUCCGGGCUUACCAGCGUCUUGACCUGAAGGCGGAGGAGAACUACCGGGAGUUUGAACUGCUGGUUCAGAAAUACGAGACGGAUGUGUACUCUGUCAGGACGUGCAUGGAGGAAUGCAAGAUGGUUUAUAAGCCCUGGCUGUGUUCUCAGUACUUCCAGACCACCCAAAUGCACUGCAGCAAGCGAAUCCCCUGCAGUCAGUACUGCCUGGAGGUGCAGCAGCGGUGCCCCUUCGUCCUGCCUGACAAUGAUGAUCUCAUUCAUGGAGGCAGCCCCAGUUUUAUAUGCACAGGGCUACUAGAGGACCACCCAUCAGGUGUCGACCCAGAAGCAGAGUGCUGUGAUGUGCGGUGGGACGUGAAAGUGGACAACCGAUCCUGGGGAACCCUGAAAAGAACUCACCCACCGUGCCAGCACCGAACCUCCCUCAGCUCCUCGGCAGCCUGCAGACUGUGUAACAGCCGGCUCAAACUCUGCCUGCUGGUUCUUGUUCUUCUACACACUGUUGCCAGCCUCACUGCAUCCCAUAAUGCAACAGGACUGGGCCUCCCUGCCAUCACACCUCUGGAGGAGAGCCCUGCCAAUGAGGAGUGAUGGAGCUGCCAGGAGGAGGUGAGGGUGUUAGGGUUGGGAUUUCUCUCACCAUGGCAACCGACGGAUGUGGAAAAAUACAGCCACAGGAGCUAUGAGCCUGUGGACAUUCUGCAAGGCUUUCUGGCAAAUGGAAAAUGUGGGACGUAAGACACACGAAUCAAUCAAAACAAAUAAAUAAUAAAACAAACAAACAUGCUAAGGGACUUGAACCAGUCCCUUCGCUAGGAAAAAGGGGACAAUGCCACAGCCUUUGUUGAGUGGGAAGGUCAGCUUCCUCACGGCUGAGUUUCUCUCACUACGCUUUUUUACACUGUGUUCCAAUUAUUGGUUUCUGUUGCACUGGCUGACUAUGGAAUAUCACAAUCAUAUUCUCUUUCUAAUGUUCAUCCUUUGUGUUUGUUUCCGAGUCUCUCAUACAGGAAGAAAAUGUGUUCUCUGAAUAAAACAGAUAAUGUGUAAAAAAAAAAACAAAAGAAAAGGAAAAAAAAAAGAAAAGAAUUAGCUGCAAGUGUGUGUGGACCGAAUGUGUUGUGUUUCUUGAGUGUGUGCGAGCAUAUGUGGGCGGGUGUGUGCUUGUGUGCCUGUCUUUAGUGUGUGUGAAGAAAUGAAUGUGUGUUGCUUUGACAAGAACCCUUAAGUCUAUGUGACAGACUGGUGCAGCAAUGAACUCUGUAUGGACCCUCCUCCUUUCGUCACUUAGCUCUGCCAUGCUGGUUUUGUUGGACACCUGGUUUUUGAAUGCGGUUCUGGUGUAAUAACAAAGCAGGUUUACAGUUUUCCCUCAAUUUGUUUUGUGAGAUAAUAUUCACUCAAUAACACUACUUUGUUUCUGAUAGGGAUCAAACUAUAUCUGUUAUUAGCAUCAGUAGCACCUGGCUAGACUGUGAAAACAUCAGGAAACAAACAGGAUUUCUUCCUCUAAUGUCACCAGCACUCAAAAUCUCAAAGGAUAACCCUCUAUUUUUUAUUGCUUUCUGAGAAGGAAGCCUGAUAUGAUCAGUCAAUUCAAAUAAACCCUAGGUUAACCAGACCAGGUUGGGUGUAUAAACACAAUGAAGGUUUAUAAGUGACAUUUAGGGUGCAUUCACUUUUCUUAUGCUGCAUGACAUAUUAUAAAUAACUGAAUCAAAAGCUUAUUCAUAAUAUAAAGUACAAUUAUCCCGUUAGACUCCAUUAUAGCCAGUGCUGACAUGUUUCCAGAUCUCAGCCUUUUAUUCUGCUAGACAUAUAUUUUUUUAUUAGAAUCAAUGACAAAACAAAAUAAAACAGGGCUUAGCCAUAUGAUCAAACAAAAUUGUACCUCACAAACUGACAGUUAAUGUUCAAAACUGAAAAAUAUACUGUCGCCAUUUGGAUUCUGAGCACAUGAUGUUCAUGGAUUGGAGUUGGCUAAAAUGAAGCAUUACAAUUAGGACUCAUCAAGUUGCAUCACAAGUGCUGUUUUGAUUCAAGACGAACAAAAGACAAGGCAGAGACAUUUUUUUUUGCCACUUGUUGAACUUUAAAAGCACACAGGGAAGAAUAUUUAUCUCACACAACAAAACAUGACGCUGUCUUAAGCUUGUCUUAACCAAAGAUGUUAUUUCAGGCAUUUUAACCAAAAUUUCAUUCAGAUUCUGGUCACUAUUCAGCCACACGCAUGAGCAAAGUUAACUGGCAUUUGGGUUUCAGCACUGGAUUUUAAACUGAAUUGAUCCCAGCUUUUGUUGUUCUGUAUUUUAAAGGCACUAUCCAGUCAAAAUAAUGCCCGAAGCAUACAGCAACAUAUGCAAUAAGAUCUAAAGUCCAUCACCACUACUUCAAAACAAACAACAACAACAAAAUCAAUUAGCUGUUUUCUCCUGAACCAAAAGUAUAACCUCAGGUCAGUUAUGGGCAAAACCUGCUGCCUGGAUGUUACCUUUGAAGUCAUUUUCUAAUUGGUAAACUGUGAUUCCAGUGCUGUUAUGAUCAACAUAGAAAUGUCAAUAUGUUCCCUAUAGACAGGUAGCAUGCUACCUGCAGUAGCAUAGCGGAAAAUACCUGGACCCACUAAUAGGUGAGUCAAACAAAAGGUAGAGAGUGACAUUCAACAUCUCAUCAAUGAAAAUCAUGUUCUGUUCUGUUCUGUUCUUUUUUCUUUGAAUCAGGACCUGUGACUGAUUAUCAUGAAGUGCAUGUGGAGGCAUGAUUACCCUCAGAGCCUCCCCCUGCACCACACCUGAUCCCAAAUCAGCUCUUUGUAGCAUGCCCACUCUCUUGUACUUUCCUCCUCAAAACAUCCAACAAAAUUAUCAUUAAGUAAAGGGCUUAUGAAGACAAACAGUACAUUAUCAUCCACAUAGUCAGACACACUCUAAAUGCUCUGGAUUGUAAACAGACAUAUGGUAAAAAAAAAAAACAUGGCUCAUAUUCUGUUAUAUAUAUAUAUAUAUAUAUAUAUAUAUAUGUAUAUAUAUAUAUAUAUAUAUAUAUAGUUUACAUUCCAUUGGCUGUUACCAGAGAGCACGAACAGAAGCAUAUACACGGAGGGUUUGUUCGAGUGAUCACCAAUGGCCAAACCUGAUAAUCAUCUGGUCAGCUGAUUCUUAUGUUAAGCUUGUAAAUGUUGACCAGCGUGUGGACAGUGAGAAAUGGCGUGACUUAAAGGGCUUUAGUUUCUAGUUUUUGAUUUUGUGUCUCUUUGAUGAACAAGGCUGUGAGAUCAGGUAUUUAAGAAGAGAAACCAGAUAAACUAAACGAGAUGUCCAAUUCCAUAUCUGAUGUCAAGAAUUUUAGCAUACAGCUACUUAUACUGAGGAUAUAAAUUCAUCAUGACUCGUACUCUUUCUGUUGGAACAAGUAUACUGGCUUUUUUCUGACACGCCGUCAUGUUCAGCUCCUGCUCAGAUGAAAUACCCAACGACUCGUUGUCAUUCAGCACAGCACACCCAUGCCCAUCUUGGAUUGCUGCUAUAUUAUUGGCCACCAGUAGAUGGAGAUAUUUUAUUGUUUUUACAUUGUUACCGCUGCUGAAGACCUGUCACACAAUGACUGUCCGAUACAAAAGAAUCAGGAAAAGCUGGGCUGGAAAGUGGAUGUGUGUGUGUGUGUGUGUGUGUGUGUGCGUGCGCGUGUGUGUGUCACUAAUUACCAUGUCUUCUCUGGAGAGCUCAUUAGUUUUGCCAUGACCUUGGUGCCUACAGGACAGGUGUGGCAAACCUCCACUUGUCUCCAGGGAUCGGCUACAAUGGUCCCAUUAUUCACUGCAGUACUGAAGCUGCAGUACAAUAUGAAUUAAAUGUGUCACGGCCCCAGGACGCAAAGCAGAUUAGAAGUAAAUGUGUUUGAAAUAAUUGACCAAAUCCUUGUCUCCAAUGAGAUAAAAGAGGUCAGAAGCAGAGUGAAACAAGUCGACAAUGAUGUGAAACUGGUGCCAAAGCAUACAUGUAUGUAUGUAUGUAUAUGUGUAUGAGGAAAGUAAACUUUAUUCAUACCUGAUGUGACACGUUGCUUUUGGAUGGGUCUUUCAUAGAAAUGUGCCACGUUAUCAUCACCACGGGGCGCAUGUGAAGGGGUCUCAUACAUGUGAUUUCAUCCUGACGAUCAUGUCUGCGGCCAUGCUGUGAUGUAACAACCACCAAACCAACCUGCUGCUGGACAUGAAUUUAUUGACCCGCAGUCAUGUAGAGGCCAUAUCUGCUUUACAUGCAGCAGUGCGGCCUUAGUGUGGUUGCACGGGUCCAAAAAUGUGGUGUGCGAUGGACAUGUUUGUGUGCAAGACCUUUUCCAAACAAUAUUAUAAUCAGAUUUGACUUUUAAUGGUAAUGUGCACAGCCUUUACCAGUCUAGAUCGCAGGUAACAUAGCAACCUAUAAGAACUUUUUGUUUUACCCCUGCACAUAUAGACUGUGUUUGCCUCUUGCCCCGACCUCUUGUGCACCCAUCACUAAACGGCAUGUACACAAAUAUUUCCUUUUUUCACCCCGUCUCAGCCUCUCUGUUUUCACAGUAGUUUUGUUCUCUAUCCUGUGGAUCUAUGCAGAAGCCCAUUCCUGUUUUGGUUGUAAAUAUUUUCACUAGUAUGCUGAACUAUGUAUGUCUCUUCGUCAAGGUUUUCUCUUGUGUAUUUUUCAGUUGAUGUCAUGCAGUUACUUUCCUCUUCUUCUUCUCUAAUUCUUUUUUUGUAUUUCGAGUGUCUGAAAUCAUUGAUGUUAAAAGAGAAUGUGAGAAUUAACCAAUAGACUUAUCCUUAUAGCUUCACAACCUUAUUGUGAAAGGUUGUGAUUCUGUGUGUGUGUGUGUGUGUGCGCGUGGGUGCGUGUGUGCGCGUGUGCAUGUGUGUAAAAGCGAAGGAUUUAUGAUUAUAAUAAUGAAAAAGGUUCAAAGGCAUAUAGAAGUAUCAUUGCGAUUAUGAUUAUUAUGAUUACUAUUAUACUACCAGUAUAUUGUAAUAUUAUAGAAGCUUUAGUUCAAGUAACUUCUUUAAUUUUUUUACAAACAACUUUGAUGAAAUGAUUUAUAAAGCAGUCUCACGAGUCAUGAUCUUUUCGAGUAUGAAAACUACUGCUACAAUGAUUACAAUUGUGUUCUGAUGAAAAUAAAUACAGACAUAUAA